Molecule: messenger RNA, 1224 nt
Organism: Trichoderma harzianum CBS 226.95
Lineage: Eukaryota; Fungi; Ascomycota; Sordariomycetes; Hypocreales; Hypocreaceae
Exons: 1
Coding region: 111-731 (206 amino acids)
Source: RefSeq, a predicted model, not a curated record
CUUAAACACAUACACAUAGCCCAAUAACAAAAUCCAUCCCAACAGACUGAAAAGCUACCAUAACCAUAAACCUCCCCUCCUCCAAAAUCCCCAUCACCCAACCCGCAAACAUGCCCACCCAUCCAGUUAUCGUACCAAACAUCUCCCAACCAAGACAUCAUCAUAGACAAAUCCCAAACAACGUCCCCAACCCACCUCACCAACAAACUCCACCAACCCCCCUCUCAAAACUAAACUCCCUCUCCUCCCAAAUCCUACAAAGAACCUCUCGCGCAUGGAAAUCCUUCCAAGAGCGCUCCCUCGCAAACGACCAACACUACCAUCUCGACACUCUCCUCCCUACCAAGAAGAAGCGUAACUCAAUUUCGUCAUCGCCAGUGCCUCAACAUCCCACCUCUCGGCAGUCUACUCCAUACCCAGAGACCCCAUAUUCUUCACCCACAAUACGUCAAGCCUUCGCCCACGAGAGACCUUUUCCUUUCCCCUCCACCACUUCUACUCUAUCAUAUGCCGCUCACGUCAUGCCAUAUCAACCGGGCCAUCGUCCAGCCAUACAGUCCCCGUAUUACUUACUAGUUUGUCUCCCCAUUGCAAACAUUGCCCAAGAUUCAACGCAUCGCCGCCCAUCGCCAUCGAGUCACCGCGUCAUCCUGUGUUGUCCUUACCGUCCAUAUCGUAGGACGAUCCCGAAUUCUUCAUCUUCAAGAGGCGCAGCAAGUGGAGAGCUAUAGAUGGGCUUUAUUGCAAGAGACGAACAAUCUAAGCUCUCUCCUCACUAUACUUGUGUCCCUUUUCUUUAUGUUCUUUGCUAUCAUAUGUUGCUUCAUCACCUCUGUUAUUUGACGUCUGGCCAAGUACGACACAUCUUCUUUUGCUAGGGAAAUAUUGGAGAGCCAAAUGAUUUAACUGAACUUUAUUUCAUAUCUUGUAUAGUCAUACUGAAUAACAAUGCUGAUAACAAAUUUCUUCUCCACCACACGCCAGUUGUGCUAAUCCCUAGGGAAGUAUUUUGCUUUUUACCUGUUUGCCCGGUCCAAACAUCCCGUUAAGAAGCACCAUAGAAUUUCAGACAACCCUUCUACCUGCAUUUUUGUAACAAACUUAGGACUUUGUGAUUCUGCACACCAAGUCUGAGCCAUCCACGGAGUCGCCCUCCUUGACCUGCAGACUGGCAACCUUUCCGCUAUGGGGUGCUGAGAUAACCAUUUCCUAUCAUCACUGUUA